UUUUGGCAUUAUUUUCCCAACCUUGCUGUCAACAAUAAACGUCGUGUUAUUAUAAUUUAUAAUUGAAAAAGUGAUUAUAAAAAUUAUUAUAAAUAUGUUACAGAAGUGUCAACCGCUUUAGACUGAACAUAACCUAUAGACAAAUUUGGUGCGGUAUAAUAUUUAAAAAAACAACCACCUUAUACCAAAAAAAAUGUAUUCUAUUUGUAAAAAUACACAUCCUGCAACCGGCGUUGAACAUGCAAUAACGUGCUAUUUUUUUAAUCGCUCGGAAAAAUGUUUGGUUGUCGCCGGAGCGAAUAUUAUACGAGUUUUCCGACUAAUUCCCGAUGUCGACAGUACAAAAAGAGAAAAAUACACAGAAUCACGUCCACCAAAAAUGAAACUAGAAUGUCUGGGACAAUUUACACUACAUGGAAAUGUAAUGUCUAUACAAUCAGUUCGUCUAAUGGGAUCUCCAAGAGAUUCACUACUUUUAGGUUUUCGCGAUGCUAAACUAUCAGUUGUUGAAUAUGAUUUAGAAACACAUGAUCUACGAUCUGUAUCUUUACAUUAUUUUGAAGAAGAAGAAAUGCAGGAUGGAUGGACAAAUCAUCAUCAUGUUCCAAUAGUGAGAGUUGAUCCCGAAGGUAGAUGUGCUGUUAUGUUAAUUUAUGGACGAAAAUUAGUUGUUUUACCAUUUCGUAAAGAUCCAACAUUAGACGAUGCCGAAGCUGAAAUUACAAGAUCUAGCAAGGCGCCUAUUUUAUCGUCUUACAUGAUUAUUUUAAAGAAUUUAGAAGAGAAAAUGGAUAAUAUCAUUGAUCUUCAAUUUUUGUAUGGAUAUUAUGAACCAACUUUAUUAAUUUUAUAUGAACCAGUUCGAACAUUUUCUGGGCGUAUUGCAGUGAGACAAGAUACUUGUGCAAUGGUAGCGAUAUCAUUGAAUAUUCAACAGAAAGUUCAUCCAAUUAUUUGGUCAGUGUCAAAUUUGCCAUUUGAUUGUUGUCAAGCAGUGCCAGUGAAAAAACCACUUGGCGGAACAUUAAUAAUGGCUGUAAAUUCUUUAAUUUAUUUAAAUCAAAGUAUACCGCCUUAUGGAAUAUCAUUGAAUAGUUUAGCUGAUACGAGUACAAAUUUUCCUCUCAAACCUCAAGAAGGAGUGAAAAUAAGUUUAGAAGGAGCGCAAGUUGCUUUUAUAUCGUCUGAUCGAUUAGUAAUGUCUUUGAAAAGUGGAGAAUUAUAUGUUUUGUCACUUUUUGCUGAUAGUAUGCGAUCUGUGAGGGGUUUUCAUUUUGAUAAAGCAGCCGCUAGUGUUUUAACUUCAUGUGUUUGUCUAUGUGAAGAAAACUAUCUGUUUCUUGGUUCUCGACUUGGAAAUUCAUUGCUAUUGAAAUUCACAGAAAAGGAAAAUGAAAAUACAUCAAAUAAUCGUAAUUCGGAUUUAUUUUUUGCGGAUAAUACUGGAGAAACACCGGCAAAAAAAGUGAAGCAAGAUUUUUUGGGCGAUUGGAUGGCUUCCGAUGUUUUGGAUAUUAAAGAUCCGGAAGAAUUAGAAGUCUAUGGAAAUGAGACGCAAACGUCUAUUCAAAUUACUUCCUACAGUUUUGAAGUUUGUGACAGUUUAUUAAAUAUUGGACCAUGUGGGAAUAUUUCAAUGGGAGAGCCAGCAUUUUUAUCGGAAGAAUUUUCUCACACUCAAGAACCGGAUGUUGAAUUGGUUACAACUUCAGGUUAUGGGAAAAAUGGUGCACUUUGUGUUUUACAAAGAUCUAUUCGUCCUCAGGUUGUCACUACAUUUGAACUUCCGGGUUGUGAAGACAUGUGGACUGUAAUUGGUCCGGUAAAUGACGAACUUGAUAAAUCAGAAACAGACGGAGUACAUGCGUUUUUAAUUUUGAGUCACGAAGAUUCGACAAUGAUUCUUCGAACCGGACAGGAAAUUAAUGAGGUUGAUCAAAGUGGAUUUAGUACACAAGGAACAACUGUUUUUGCUGGUAAUUUAGGAGGAAACAAAUAUAUAAUUCAAGUUACACAAAAUGGUGUACGUUUAAUGAUUGGUACCGAACAGAUUCAACAUAUGCCAAUGGAUUUUGGUUGUCCCAUUGUAUACGCAAGUUGUGCAGAUCCAUAUGUUGUUUUGCUUACUGAAGAUGGACAAGUAAUUUUAUUAACACUUAAGGAACAACUUACAAGAGGAUCAGCACGAUUACACGCUCAAUCUGCGGAUUUAUUAUACCGACCACAAAUAGAAGCUAUUUGUGCGUACAGAGAUGUAAGUGGUCUUUUCACAACACAAUUAGCUGAGGAAGUGGACGAAGAAGCGGCAGAAAAAGAUAAACGUCCUGAUGAACCAACAAUGGUGGAAACAAUUGAUAACGAGGAUGAUUUACUUUAUGGCGAUGCUCCCGCUUUUCAAAUGCCUAUAAUUUCACAACCUAAAGCCACUGAUUCAACUACUAAGAAAAGUCCAUGGUGGCAGAAAUUUCUUCAAGAAAUCAAGCCCACAUAUUGGUUACUUGUUUAUAGAGAUAGUGGAACUUUGGAAAUUUAUUCACUUCCCGAUUUACGUUUAUCGUAUUUGAUAAAAAAUUUUGGUUUUGGACAACAAGUUUUACACGAUAGUAUGGAAUCGACGACUGUUACUCCAACGCAUGUAAAUGAAAUUCCAAAUCCGCAAAUUCAGGUUCGUGAGAUUUUAAUGGUCGCUUUAGGUCAUCAUGGAAAUAGACCAAUGCUUCUACUUAGAUUAGAUAAUGAAUUGCAAAUCUAUCAAGUUUAUAAGUAUCCUAAAGGUUAUUUAAAAUUGAGAUUGAAAAAAUUGGAUCAUGGCAUUAUACCAGGAAGUUUAAGGCCAAAAUUUAAGGAGGAAGAUACAAUGCAAGAUGAUAGACGUAUUUCCGUUAUGCGCUAUUUCAGUAAUAUUGCUGGUUACAAUGGAGUUUUUAUCAGCGGUGAUUAUCCUCAUUGGAUAUUUUUAACAGGACGCGGUGAAUUGCGUGCUCAUCCAAUGACAAUUGACGGACCAAUUAAAUCGUUUGCUCCAUUUAAUAAUGUUAAUUGUCCACAAGGAUUUUUGUAUUUCAAUAGAAAGGAGGAAUUGCGUAUUUGCGUUUUACCAACUCAUCUCUCGUAUGAUGCUCCAUGGCCUGUGAGAAAAGUACCUUUACGAUGUACACCACAUUUUGUCACUUAUCAUCUUGAGAGUAAAACUUAUUGUGUAAUAACAAGCACUGGUGAACCUUUAAAAAGUUAUUAUCGAUUUAAUGGUGAAGACAAGGAAUUCACAGAGGAGGAACGUUCCGAUCGAUUUCCAUUUCCAAUUCAAGAACAAUUUUGUAUUGUACUAUUUUCGCCAGUAUCGUGGGAAACAAUUCCAAAUACAAAAAUCGAAUUGGAUCAAUGGGAACAUGUGACUUGUUUAAAAAAUGUGUCUUUAGCUUACGAGGGAACAAGAUCUGGUCUUAAAGGUUAUAUUGUACUUGGAACAAAUUAUAAUUAUGGUGAAGAUAUUACCAGCAGAGGACGAAUACUUAUUUUCGACAUCAUUGAAGUUGUUCCGGAACCAGGUCAACCAUUGACGAAAAAUCGAUUUAAGCAAAUUUAUGCAAAAGAACAAAAAGGACCGAUUACGGCUAUUACUCAAGUGUCAGGAUUUUUAGUGUCUGCUGUCGGACAAAAGAUUUAUAUUUGGCAAUUAAAAGACAAUGAUCUCGUGGGCGUUGCAUUUAUAGAUACACAGAUUUACAUUCAUCAAAUGUUGAGUAUUAAGAGUUUAAUUUUGAUAGCUGAUGUAUAUAAAUCAAUAAGUCUGUUGAGAUUUCAAGAAGAGUAUCGAACUCUUUCACUCGUGAGCCGAGAUUUUCGUCCUGCGGAAGUUUUCACGAUAGAAUAUUUAAUUGAUAACAAUAAUUUGGGUUUUCUUGUGGCCGAUGGUGAAAGCAAUUUUGCACUAUUCAUGUACCAGCCAGAAUCGAGGGAAAGUUUAGGUGGACAGAAAUUAAUUCGAAAAGCAGAUUUUCACUUAGGUCAAAAAGUGAAUUCAUUUUUCCGAAUUAAAUGUAAAACUGUCGAUCCGGCUAAUAAUAGAAAACAAAUUGCUGGUGCUGAUAAAAGACAUAUUACUAUGUAUGCUACUUUAGAUGGAGGCCUUGGUUAUAUUCUUCCAGUUCCUGAGAAAACAUACAGAAGAUUGCUUAUGUUACAAAAUGUGUUACUGCAACACAUUUGUCACAUUGCAGGUUUAAAUCCAAAAUCCUAUCGAACUUACAAAAGUUUUGUACGGCUUCAAGGAAAUCCAGCGAGAGGUGUAAUUGACGGCGAUCUAAUUUGGAAAUAUCUUAAUUUACCGUUUAAUGAAAAAUCAGAGGUAGCGAAAAAAAUAGGAACACGAAUUCCAGAAAUUAUAGAAGACAUAGAAGAAAUUAAUCGAUUGACAGCACAUUUUUGAUUUGUUUCACAUUUUCCACAGAGAAUACAAGUAAUGAACAAAAGUGCCUUUAUUCUGAUUGCAAAUUCUAAUUAUUAUUAUUAUUAUUAAUUAGUUGUAUCAAAUUUUUUUCUAUAUAAUAUAAUGUAUAUAGAAAUAGUUGUUUUAUUUUCGAGAAAAUUAAAUUUAAGACGAAAGGCACCUAUAUUCAUUACUAUGUUGAUAAUGAAAAAAAAAACACUGUUUCGCGAACCAGUCAUUUAUUUUUGUGUAAUAUUUUUUACAUUAUUUGUAUAUUUAAAAAAAAAAAGAGUAUGAAUGGAAUGGAAAAAUUGAGAAUAAUGUGAUGUAAAUGUAUUAAUAGAUCAUUAAAUAAGAAAACUUUUUAAAAAUCAAUAUAAA
This is a messenger RNA of Leptopilina boulardi, 4810 nucleotides long. RefSeq names its product cleavage and polyadenylation specificity factor subunit 1 (gene CPSF1). The record is from RefSeq and is a predicted model, not a curated record. Lineage: Eukaryota; Metazoa; Arthropoda; Insecta; Hymenoptera; Figitidae. Bases 194 to 4429 code for a protein of 1411 amino acids. The transcript is spliced from 22 exons. Gene Ontology annotation, cellular component: nucleus; mRNA cleavage and polyadenylation specificity factor complex. Gene Ontology annotation, molecular function: protein binding; nucleic acid binding.